Entrophospora sp. SA101 is the source of this 1311-nucleotide messenger RNA. The record is from the annotation of a GenBank genome assembly. NCBI's taxonomy places the organism in Eukaryota, Fungi, Glomeromycota, Glomeromycetes, Entrophosporales, Entrophosporaceae.
AUGGACUUCUCAAGGUCGCUUCAAAAAGUACAUAUUAUAUUCUCAUCCAUCAUCAAUUAUUAUUACUAUGGACCACCACAACCAUCAUGGGACUUAAAGUUUUAUUUGAUCUUCAAAAUUAUAAAAGAUGAGCUCUCAGCCAGACGAACUAUCGAAAAUCUUCAAGGAGUAUUUAAUACCAAGAGUCCUGCCAGGAGUGGUACACUUGUAGAUGAGCUGACAUUGUCAAAUUCGCUUCGUAAAAAAUCUGAAGUUUACAUUGAUGAUGUUUUAAAGGAUUAUAAUCAUGUGCUUCUUGAUGAUUGGAGAAGUGUCAAUCUCGGGGAUGGAUUAGAAUUAAUAAAUUAUAGGCUUGCACCACAAAAUCAAUUUCCUGCUGCUUUACAUGACUCAAUAACUGCCUACAAUUAUCUUAUUGAUCCACCAAGAGAUGCUGAUUUUUUACCGAUUGAACCUAAAAAUAUUGUAAUUAUGGGUGAUAGUGCAGGUGGUGGUCUAGCAAUGGCAACAUUACUUGCUAUACGUGAUAAUUCAAAAAAAUCAUUACCUUUACCAGCUGGUGCUGUUUUGUGGUCACCAUUUGUUGACUUGGCUCGCACAACAUCAUCAAUAAAAGAUCCAAGAUGUGAUGAAUUAGAUAUUUUGCCAAAUGAUUUUUGUGAUUGUAAAAUGUCUCCCGUGUUGGAAAAAUUUGAACAAAAAGCAAAAGAAUUAUCAGAAAAAAUUCAAUCAAAUGUUGAUAAUAAACCAAGAUUUUGGCAUAAGUCAUUCGAUUUUGGCGGUCGUUUACAAUAUUAUGUGUCUAACGAAGGAUUAGCAAUUCCGUACGUUUCUCCAUUAUUUGCUGAAAGUUUGGGUGGUUUACCACCAAUUUUAGUGCAAGUAGGUGAUGUAGAAAGAUUAAGAGAUGAGGGUAUUUAUUUGGCUCAUAAAGCUGCUAACCCAGAAAAGUACAAUUUGCCCAAUUACAAUGCUGAAAAAUUUGAAAGGUCGUCUUAUAAAACACCUACAAAAGUUGUUCUUGAGGUUUAUGAAGAAAUGCCUCAUGUCUUCCAUCUAUUACUGAACCUCCAUUCAUCACCAAAUAUGGCCGUUAAACGAACAGCUGAAUUUAUUGAACAAUUAUUAUCAGGCAAAGAAAAGAAGCAAGAAUUAGAAGUCUUACGUGUAACAAGUAAAGGCAAAAUCAUUGAAGAGCUGAAAGAAGAGCAUUACAAGAUACUUGAAUGUGAAAAUAUUGGCGUUGUUUCAUCUAAUAUUGAAAAGGAUUAUUGUACUAGACCUAACGAUGACAAUGACAAUAAAUUGUAA